This is a messenger RNA of Closterium sp. Naga37s-1, 6087 nucleotides long. NCBI's taxonomy places the organism in Eukaryota, Viridiplantae, Streptophyta, Zygnematophyceae, Desmidiales, Closteriaceae. The record is from the annotation of a GenBank genome assembly.
AUGCCUGCGAGGUGGCUAUGGAAGUUGGUGGCUCCGCGCCUGUCUCCCCGCGAGGCCCUCAAUCGCGACUCUUCUUCCGCGGAGGGGCGGGAGGGGGGAGCACGUGAGGGGCGGGAGGCGGAAGCACGCGAGAGACGGGAGGGACACCACGUGUCAUUCGCUACCACUGCGAUUGUUUCCACGGAUGGCCAACGGCAGCAGCAACAGCAGCAGAAACAGCAGCUAUGGCAGAAGCAGCAGCAACAGGAGCAGCAGCACUUUGACUAUAGCAACUCACGCGAUAGACGGGGCGAGACAGCCGUUGAUUGCAGCACCAUGAGUAGCGGAUUCAACGGCGUAGGUCUCUUUGAAUCAAGCCUUGCGUCAUGCACGCCCUCUCGCCUCGAUGCGUCCGGCAAUCCCGUUCCGAGGUCACGCGCGGCUGCUGAUUCGCCCAACGAGCCGCCCUCGACGUCCAAUUGGCGGGAAUUAGGGGGCGUAGCGCGAGCCACUAGGGGUCUCGAGAGCGUGGGGGAGGUAACUCUUGAAAGCGUGGAUUUGCAGCAAGUGCGGGAGCGGCGGCGCCAGAGGAAGGAGCAGCGCGCGCUUCGACAAGCGGCGGCGGCGACCGCGAAUCUAAUGGGGCGGUCGACGACUGGGAGCAGUAGCUCGGAGAAUUUGGCGGUUUUCACGGCGGGGGUUGCGGACUCGGACUCAGCAGCCGCGACGCCGCGGGGGCCGAGGCAGCGAAGCUUAACGACGUCCGCCGUCGGCGGAGUGUACGAUAGCAAGAAAUUAGGAGACGUCAUGAGAUUAGGUAGCGGGAUCUUACGCGGGGAGGCGCGCGGCGAUAGGGGGGCAACGAAGGCUCACGCGGAACGCGAGCAGGAGCGCGAUGUCCGCCGGCCGCCCAGCCCCGGGUGGGCAAGACGGACGGUUGGUUGGGGGACGGGGAAGGACGCGGGGGAGAGCAGGGGGGGGAGCUGCAAGGAAAGCAGGGGGGUCGCGCGCGCAGGCAGCGGGAAAGGCGAGGGGAAGUCAGGCGCGGAAGCGGAAGAUUACAAGAGCGUGGGGCAAUGGAUGCGCACGCGCGUUCACAAGGCAAGAGAUGCGCGGGCAGCGGGGAAGGCGGGGGGAGCGGACGCCGCAUCGCAAGGGAGAGCCCUUGUAAGGCGCGCCACUUUUGGAGGAAGCUGCCAGGUGGCUUCGACAGCGAGCGCGUGGUGUGAUGACGUGGCAGCGGGAAGCGGGAAAACGGGCAGCAAAGAAUUACAAGAGAGCAGCGACAGCAGCAGCAGGAAGGGAGGGAAUAGCAGCAGCAGCAGCAGGAGGAGCAGUGGCAGGAGGCGGAGGGGAAGAGGGAGGCGCGCGAGGGAGGGAAAGGCGAAGGGAAAGGGGGAGGAAAGGGACGAGGAGUGGAGGUUAGCGGGAGAAGCCAUGGCUCGAGUGGAAACCGGCAUGUUCGGGCAUGGGAAUCACAGUGGAUGUAACCAUGGGGUGGUAACCACCUUCCGCAUGUGGGGCGCGGCUCAAGACCUUGCAAGCGCUCCACAUGGCCUGUGUGACCCUGCUGCUGCUGCUGCGGCUGCUGCUGCUGCUGCUGCUGGUGAUGAUGAUGAUUCUGCUGCUGCUGCUGGCGUUACUGCUUGUGGUGGUGACAGCACCAGAUCCGCUGUUGGCAGUUAUGAGAGGGGCGAUGGCGCUCUGUUAACCAGCGUGGAGAAAUACUCGAGCUUCAGCGACGUGGGCGCGAUUGCAAUCACGGGGCGCAGAAGCCACCGCAGAGACAGCAGCGCCUUUGUGUGUCGCUCCGAGGCGUAUCUAGACGCGCUCUCAGAGGCUAUAGCUACCGGCCUGGCGUCCAGAGCUGUGACGUUCCUUGCCGACCAGAUUUCGUCCGGCCAAUGGGAUGCUCCGAUGCCUCCCCUGCUGCUGCACCAAUCAGAGGCUCAGCCUGAGAUUCGGUUGGAUUGUGCUGCUGGUGCUGGUGAUGCUGCUGGUGCUGAGGGCAAUGAGUCAUUACGUGUAGCUGCUGGUGUGGAAGCCACGUCAGCGGAUGACAUGGCAUGCUCGGGUGGCACUGAUGCUGUUGCUGCAUCAUCUUCCCUUUAUGCUGCUGCUGCUGGAGCUGGGGGUGCCGCUUGUGCUUCUGCUGGGAUGAACAGGGAUGAGGAGGGAGGAGGAGAGGAGGAAAGAGGGGUGUGGGAGGCAGAAGGUCUUGCCUUUCGUCUCGGGUUUGGGAGUGCGCAAGGAGGGCUAGGAGGGCAAGGGGCAACAACGCUGAGUCGUGCCAGCCUGGGCCUGGCACGUGCUGACUCACGCAUGGGAUCGCUGACGCCGAGUGACAGGUCAGCGCUCGAUGAGUCGGUGUUUGUCGGCAGUAUUGGCCACCUGGCGACUUUGGGCAGCGCACUGGCAGGAGAAGCUGUUGGUGGGGCCCCUUCUCCUGCUGACGUGGCACUUUCUUCUGCCUUACCCAUUCUCGCUGCUGCUGCUGGUGCCACCACCACCGCUGCUGCUGCACCGAACGAACCUUUGAAAGAUUCUCCAGAACCUGUCAACGAGGCAGCUUCGGCCGCAGCAGCCAGAGUUGCCGAACCUGCUCAUCCAUUUCCGCAUACAGUCUCGGGUGACUAUACCGAGCUGGGUGCGCCUGUAAAGAGGACAAGCAGCAGGGCAGACCGGUUAAGAAAAGAGGUGGCGGAGUGGAAUGGGGAGUGGGAGGAUGCAGCAGCAGGGGGUGUGUCACUGGUCUAUGAGGGGCAGCGGAGUGGGAGGGGAGGUGUGAUGGAGAAAGGGGUGGACAGUCAGGUAUUGGAGCACGGUGCAGUCAGUGGGCCAAGGUACACUCAGCGGUUAAGCAAGCAGCAUAGCCAGAAGCACAGCCAGCAGCACAGCCAGCAGCACAGCCAGCAGCACAGCCAGCGUCAUUCCCUUCAGCACGCGAGCCAGCAGCACAGCAGGAAGCACAGGGCAAAGCAUAAUGACAGCAACAGCAGCAGCGCCCUCACCACCAGCACCAGCAGUAACGGUCACAAGGACGCCUACCCGCCGUCCACCCCGCCGCCGCUCUCCCACUGGCGACAGUUGGUGUCUGUGGUGUGUGGCGGCCUGCUAUUCGCAAUCGCCCUGGUGACGUGCUGCCUGUGGGCCAUGUGGGAGGUGGCAGAGCGAAUGGAAGCUCACACGGCGAAGCACCUCACGGAGCUGGCUGCUGCCAGGGCCACGCAGGAGGGGGCAGUCCGGGCCAAGAAGGAAUUUCUCGGAUGCAUCUCGCAUGAGAUUCGGACCCCAAUCAACGGGAUUAUAGGCAUGCUGCAGCUAUUAGUCGAAGAGUGCGAGUUGGAUCAGGAUCAGAGAGACGCAAUCGACACUGCGCUGCUCUCCUGCUGGACGCUCACUGACUGGCUGGCAAAGUUUGUCUAUUCUGAGAGACCUGCAGGGGCAAGAGCGGACAAGGCUGCUGAAGCAGCAGCGGUGGCGGCAGCAGCAGCAGCAGCAGCACAAGCAGCAGCACCAGCAGCAGCAGCAGCAGCAGCACAAGCAGCAGCAGCGGCAGCACCAUCAGCAGCAGCACCAGCAGCAGCCGCAGGGAUAAACGAUGGAGCUGUGGCUGCUGAUUGGUCUUCUGGCGCUGCUGCUGAUGGGGCCUGCUCAGCUGCCACUGCUCUUGACCCUGUGCCGCCCCUUGCUGUGACUGACGCCCAGCAGGCGAAUGUGGACAACCAGCAGGCAAGCGGUUCAGGUGCAGUGAAUGUGGACAACCAGCAGGCAAGCGGUUCAGGUGCAGUGAAUGUGGACAGGAACCAGAAUGACCUAAGCCCUCUGGGAACCUCCUCCUCUGCCUCCACCCCUUCCUCGCUUUCCCUCUCCACCUCCUCACUCGCCCCUUCCCGUCCUUCACAGAACCCCACCCUCCUCGUCCCAUCGUUUCCUGGAAGCUUCACGACCGUCACAAUACCCCCUUCUUCUCCUCUGGCAUCACACAAGCUCCCACUGCCAGUCCCCUCCUUCCCUCCCACCCACCUUCCCACCACUCCUCUCACUCCUUCCACCUAUUCCCUCCUCCCCCAUCCCGUCCCUGCCUCCCCUCUCCCCUCCUCUCUCACUCCCGGUUCUCUUUCCACCUCCUCCUCCUCAUCCUCCCUCGCGCUCUCGUCCCCACGCCUCGUUUCCAUCCCUCCUUCGGCUAACCCCUCUGCUGCAGCAGCGACCAUUGCUGCGGUAGCAGCAGGAGCAAGGGCGAAUGAUCCUCCCGUUAUUGCAGUGAGAGGAGGGGAGGCGGGAGUGCUGAGACCAGAAUUAGAGAGGAGAGGGAGGAUUGGGGAGGAGGGGGCAACGAAGUUGCUGGUUGGCGCUGCUAGGAGCAGCUCUGAGAGCUCUGAGGAGGCUUGGCCGGCACAGGAGGGACAGAUGCAGGAGGGAGGGAGGCAGCAGGAGGGAGGGAGACAACAGGAGGGGGAGAGGCAGCAGGAGCAAGCGAAUCUGCGGGGGAUGAGGGAGCAGGUCCUUCCGAGCCAGUUCUCAGGUUCGAGGGUGGAGCAGCAGGUUCGGGCGGUGUUCCGAUCCUUGACUCCUGCUCGGUGGGGGGAGUCGGGCAAGAGAGCCUCUGCUGCAGCAGCAGCAGCAGUUGUGGCUGGGUCUCCUACUGGUAUCACCACUGAUAAGACCAGUGGUGCUGGGGACUAUUCUGCUAUUGCUGCCAACUCUGUCAGUAAAGGGUUGCAGAGUUGGAAGGAGAGGAGGAGAAAGGAGAGGGAAGGGUACCCUUCUGCUUCUCACCUGGGCAUGCCUGGUGCUGCUGGUAGCAGCAGGGAGGUUUGUGUCGGGGGAGGUACAACUGGGGAGGGUAAAGCUGGGGAAGACUUGUGGGGUGGAGGGGAGGUGGUGUCUGGGAGUGGGUUGGCUGCUACCCCCUCCUCCUGGUCCUCUGAGAUGGAUCUUCUGAUUGGUGGACGGUGGGGAGGGGAUGGUGGGAGAGGAGAGGGGAGUGGAGGAAUUGCGUUAAGAGGGGAGGGGAAUGAAGGAGGAAGGGAAUUCGUGAAGGAUGGGAGCGAAAAGGCGAGAGGGGAAGAGGGAGAGGGGGAGGGAGAGGAUGCAGAAAGGGGGGAGGAGGUGGAGAUUAGACGAGCCAAGACUCUGGAAGCCGACUGGUCGGGGCGACGAGGCGGGACAAGAGGAGUGACGUUCGCAGAAGCAGACGAGGAGGGGCGGUCAGGGGAGGAGGGGGAAGGAAGGGUGAGGGAGCAGAGGUUGGGAAGCAGAGCGCGGUUUCCAGAUAUGGUGGUGGUUGAGGAGCAAGGGGGCAUGGAGCCCUUCCAGAAUCUUCUACCUGCUCUUUCACCUGAAUGCACGCAUUGCCCUGCCCUCCCUGCAUCCUUGGCCGCCUCCUCUUUCUCGCCUGCCGCCUCUCCCCCUGCUCACAUCACUGCUCCCACGGUGAGCUAUAGGGAGCUAGCAGCAGCUGCUACUGCUGUGCCUGCGGCGGAUUUCUCAGCUGGACACGAAGCAGUUAAGGUUCCAGUGGCUGGGGCUGCCUCCUCCGCGGAUUCAAAUCAAGCAGGGCAGGUGGACGAGCUGAGCCAAGCAGGGCAGGUGGACGAGCCGAGCCAAGCUCCCGCCCCGCCACUCUCCCCAAGGACCCUCACGGCACGGUUGAAAGGGCGACGGGUACUUUUGGUGGAUGACAACGCGGUGAACCGCAAGGUGGUGCUGGCGAAGCUACGGCCGUACGGCAUGGUGGGCGUGCAGGCAGAGAAUGGCUGUGUUGCAGUGGAGAAGUUUUUAGAGGGGAUGAAGGAAGGCGGAGACGCGGGUGUUUCAUUUGAGCAAAUCCCAGCUUCUGUGUCCUCCAUCCCUCGUCUCUCCACAACCAUUCUCGUUGCUCUGCAGAUGCCGGUGAUGGACGGCUAUGAUGCAACCAUCGAAAUCCGACGGCUGGAGGAGCAGGUGGGUCGGCAUCGAGUUCCGAUAUUUGCCAUCACGGCCGAUCUUGUGGCGGGAGCUCCUGAGAGGUGCCGGGAAAUUGGGAUGAAUGGAUUUAUGACCAAGCCUCUUUCCAACGAUCAAUUGAAAGCAUCGCUUGCAGUGGUGGCUGCCAAUGUGUGA